Molecule: messenger RNA, 1133 nt
Organism: Cantharellus anzutake
Lineage: Eukaryota; Fungi; Basidiomycota; Agaricomycetes; Cantharellales; Hydnaceae
Product: small GTPase Rac1
Exons: 8
Coding region: 238-822 (194 amino acids)
Biological process (GO): regulation of cell shape; cortical cytoskeleton organization; establishment or maintenance of cell polarity
Cellular component (GO): cell projection; plasma membrane; cytoplasmic vesicle
Molecular function (GO): GTPase activity; protein kinase binding; GTP binding
Source: RefSeq, a predicted model, not a curated record
UCCGUUUCUCUGUUGCUUCAAGCGGACCUGGCUAAUCACAAACUCGCGCUUGCUUCUGCCUCGCUCGCUACUCUUUCUUCGGAUCACUCACAACAUAUUUGUUCACGAAACCUAUUCCAUCGCCCAAGAGGUUCGACCCCUCGAACUGAUCAUUUCCCCGCUACAUAGAACCCCUUCCGCUUCAACACUUCUUUCCGUCUUAACACCUGAUAUACCCUCAGCACCACUGCGCGAAAUAUGCAGGCCAUUAAGUGCGUAGUAGUGGGCGACGGAGCCGUUGGCAAGACGUGCCUUUUGAUAUCCUACACCACCAAUGCGUUUCCAGGCGAAUACAUUCCUACAGUUUUUGACAAUUAUUCGGCAAGUGUGAUGGUAGAUGGGAAGACCAUUUCUCUCGGCCUCUGGGACACUGCUGGUCAGGAAGAUUACGACCGUUUGCGCCCAUUGUCAUACCCCCAAACGGACGUUUUCCUGAUCUGCUUCUCGCUCGUUUCCCCUCCCAGUUUUGAAAAUGUUCGAACAAAGUGGUGGCCGGAGAUCUCACAUCACGCACCUCAAACGGCGAUUGUCCUUGUAGGCACCAAGUUGGAUCUUCGGGAUGAUCCCGCAACAAUAGAUAAACUCCGAGAACGUCGGAUGGCUCCCAUUUCUUAUCAGGCUGGUAUUGUGAUGCAAAAGGAUAUUGGUGCUGUGAAGUACCUCGAAUGCUCUGCACUUUCACAGAAGGGCUUGAAGAAUGUAUUUGAUGAUGCUAUACGGGCGGUCCUCAAUCCGCCGCCAAAACAGCCCACUAGGAAGAAGCCUGUGUGCGUUAUCAUGUAAACGAGACUCGAACGUUUUGUCCGCUGCCUGUGUACACUUGUUUUAUGACUUAACGAUCUACUUACCAUUCUCUUAUGAUCCCUCUGCCUCCCAUCAUUUCCGCGAUACAUGGCAAAAGGCGAGAUUAUUUCUCACCCCAUGUGCCUCUGACUUUAUGCGGCCAACAGAACGUCGUUGCCAGCCGAUUGAUCCACCGUGUUUUGACACACUUCUUUUUCCUUUGGACCUUAGGAACUUUUGAAUAGGGGCUUUCCCAAAUCUAGACUUCUAGACAUCUGAAUUACGAGCUUGGAAGAUAAUCAACCUUCCUU